AUAAACAGCUGCUAAGUCCUCGGAUUCUCUUAACUCUGUAUCUGAUAAGAUAGCUUAGUUUUCGAUGUGGGACUUUGAGAAAAUAACUGCUUUUAUGGAGUGGGGGUGGAGGGGUGAGGUAAAUAAACAACCCAAUGUUAAAGGGGUGUAUUGCUCAUAAAGUGCUCAGGGAAUUUUCCCCUAAGUAGCAGUCACCAGAGGAGGAAAUAGUUUUAAAGUCUGGAGAGUUCUUUGUCUGCUUGGCUAGUUUACAGACUUGGUCUCUGCAGCUUGUCUGCCCUUCCCAUUGUAAGUUUCAGCAUUUGAAAAGGCUGGACUUUUUUUUUUUUUUUUCCCUCUCUCACUUCCCUGUGAUGUUUUGAACUGCCUUCCUACAGACGUCAUAGAGCCCUUGAGGAAUAGUUUCUGCCUGGCGAGGUUGAAUGAUAGUUCUCAUUCACAAAGACUUGGAGUCACAUUCUAAGCAGGGGGCACAACGGAAAUUAGAUUCACAGGUAAAGCUGUGGACUCAACAGAAGUGCAGACAGCUUUGCUCCCUCCCUAACUUCUUGGUUGCCUAGAGAAGAGGUGUUUUUUUUUUUUCCUUCCCUGUGGUUGCCUUGAAAUGGAACUUCUCUGACAGCUCUACAGUGUCACAGUACCUCGUGGUCAUUUUAUUUUCCUUUUACUCUACCUGAGUACUUUUUGAGUGUUGAAAACCUUUAAACUUGUUAUUAUGGAAUAGCCAAGGGGAAAGAGAAAAAAAAAAUGAGAUCAAGUGACUCUUUCACCGUGUUGGUUUCCCUUGUGACCAGAUGAAGAAUAGAUUUAAAAUUCAGUUCCUCCCUUGGCAAUGCAAAACAGAAAAGAAACUGUCACUUCCGAACAGCUUUCGCGCUGAAGUAAAUUCAGUAUGAAAGAGGAAAGUGCUCCUGUGUUUUAGAAGCUUCCCUAUGUUUUGGACAAGGGCAGGAGUUGGACUCUGGGAAAAUUGGAUUUCUUCAAGCAGCCUCCUUUGGAAAUGGAAUAUAUUUAAAACCAUCUUUGUGGGGUGACAGCUGAAAUGUAUUAAUCACAAUACUUGGAAGACUUCUUCUGCCUCUUUUCUCUCUCUGUUUUUGUUUUUUUUUUCUCCAAAAUGAGCAUUAUUAUGAAGCCAAGAUCCCGGUCUACAAGUUCCCUGAGGACGACAGAGGCAGUUUGUUUUGAUGUGGACAAUGGCACAUCUUCGGGACGGAGUCCCUUGGAUCCCAUGACCAGCCCAGGAUCUGGGCUAAUUCUCCAAGCAAACUUUGUCCACAGUCAACGUCGGGAGUCCUUCUUGUAUCGAUCCGACAGCGAUUAUGACCUCUCUCCAAAGUCUAUGUCCCGAAACUCCUCUAUUGCCAGUGAUAUACAUGGAGAUGACUUGAUUGUGACUCCAUUUGCUCAG
Erinaceus europaeus (western European hedgehog) is the source of this 1411-nucleotide messenger RNA. RefSeq names its product cAMP-specific 3',5'-cyclic phosphodiesterase 4D-like. The record is from RefSeq and is a predicted model, not a curated record. NCBI's taxonomy places the organism in Eukaryota, Metazoa, Chordata, Mammalia, Eulipotyphla, Erinaceidae. The transcript is spliced from 3 exons. The annotation marks the transcript as partial.